This is a messenger RNA of Neopsephotus bourkii (Bourke's parrot), 3223 nucleotides long. Its product is annotated as potassium voltage-gated channel subfamily C member 1-like. The record is from RefSeq and is a predicted model, not a curated record. Gene Ontology annotation, cellular component: axon; neuronal cell body membrane; dendrite membrane. Gene Ontology annotation, biological process: potassium ion transmembrane transport; protein homooligomerization. NCBI's taxonomy places the organism in Eukaryota, Metazoa, Chordata, Aves, Psittaciformes, Psittacidae. The coding region runs from base 690 to 1985 and encodes 431 amino acids. The transcript has 5 exons. Gene Ontology annotation, molecular function: delayed rectifier potassium channel activity; protein binding.
UUGAAAGUUAAAUCUCUAAUUGGUCCUAAGACAUUUGAGCUGCACCUAUUUCCCAGGCAGUGUGGCCCUUUGAGACUUAGUAAAGCAGUGGGUGACAGCAUAGUCAGAGCAUAUCUGGCCUGGCAGUUGUUGCCUCCUUGUUCAAGUGUUAUUCCUUGGAGUGGGGAGAGCAAGUGCUGAUAGGGCAGAGAACAAGGGAGAGGGGCCUCUGCUUCUUUUCAGUGCUAUUGGCUGGUUUUGUUUUCUGACAUCUAUGAGACUUGAGCUUUGGAGACUAGCCAUCGAACAUCCUGUUUUCACUGAAUUUGUCUCUGUUCUUCCCAGUCUCUUCUCCUUUCUUCUGGUUGCAGAGCUGCUGCAAUAGCACCAAGGAAAUAAGCAACAUGAACACGCUUUCCCAUGUCAGAGGCCUUGGCAGCAGGUUCUGGUGCUAUUCUGAGAUGUCAGCCAGCCCUGAAUGAGGUAGCAGUAUGCUGUUCUGCAUUUCUAUCUAGUCCAGGAAUCCUGCAUAGAGAUUCCAGUUUGAUACCUCUCCUGGAAAGAGCUCAGAUCAUAUGGACAUGGAGCAGAAUCUGGGAGCAGGCACUGAACUUGGUGGGAAAUGGCAGGGUGCCUUCCUCCCUGUAGGAGAUGCAGGUUUCAGAUAAACAAGAGCCUAUGAGGACUUGUACCUCCCUCCUCCCUCACAGAUGGAAGGCUCCAAGGAAAAAAUCAUUCUGAAUAUUGGGGGAGUCAGAUAUGAGACAUACAGCAGCACCCUCCGGACCUUCCCAGGGACGAAGCUGUGCAGCCUCACAGAGCCCCAUGCCUCAAGCAUCUACGACUAUGAUCCCACCACCAAAGAGUUCUUUUUUGAUAGGAGUGCUGAGAUCUUCAGCUACGUGUUGAACUAUUAUAGGACUAAACAUUUCCACUGUCCUAUUGAUACCUGUAGGUCAGUCUUGGAAGAAGAGCUGGCUUUCUGGGAAAUCAAUGAGGCACAGCUAGCAUCCUGCUGCUGGCUGAAGCUGAAUAACAGAGAGGUGCAGCCAGAGGAGUUCAACAUUUUGGAUGAAAAUGAGCAGACUGAUGACCAGUGCCUCAUAGUCCAGACAGAAAGAAGGGAUCUGGGCUGGCGAACCAGAUGGCAGCCAAAGAUUUGGUCUAUGUUUGAGAAACCCUUUUCCUCUUUCAGUGCUAAGUGCUUGGCUUUUGUUUCUCUGCUGUUCAUCGUUGGAAUUGUCAUCGUAUUCUGUGAGGAAACCAAGGCACAGUUUGAGUUCUUUACUGCUAACUUCACCUCAGUUGGCUAUUCUGAGGUCUCCCACAAUGACCAUGAACCCUAUUACCACCAGGCUGCCUACUUGCUUCAUCUGGAGCUUUUCUGUGUCCUCUGGUUUACUUUUGAGUUCUCUGUGCGAUUUUGUUUCUGCCCAGACAAGAAGUUGUUCUUCCAAAAUCCCCUCAAUGUGGUUGACUUCCUCUCCCUCUUCCCAGUUUAUAUUGAACUCUUUGUGGCUGGGCAGAUUCAGAGAGUGCCAAGCCUAGGGCUUUGGUUGGGCUUUGUUCGAGUUAUCUAUCUCCUCAAACUCCUGAAGAUAUCCAAGCUGAUAGAAACACCACUGAUUCUCAGGGUUCUGUGCUACACCCUCAAGUCUAUCCUCAGAGAGAUUUGCAUCCUGCUGAUGAUUUUGGCGUUUGAGACCCUCUUCUUUGGCUCUCUCUUUUUCUAUGGGGAGUUGCUGGGUAGCCAUCCCUCCUACACAGGGGAGCUGCACUUCACUGACAUUCUUGUUUGCUUCUGGUGGGCUUUGAUCACACUCACUACAGUUGGCUAUGGAGAUAUUAUCCCUCUCACCACAGCUGGACAAGUGACGGCAGCCUUGGCGGCGGUAUUUGGCAUGUUAACUAUUAUCAUCCCAAUACCCAUUUUCCUGGUGAAGUUUAAAACCUAUUAUGACAUUGCUAUCUUCAAACAGAAGCUGAAAAGGAGCAAGAAACAUUAACACUUCAGAAGCUCUGUUCCCCUUUUGCCUUAGCAGUAAACCUUCAGCAUGGUUUAUUCCCUUUGGUGGGCAACAGAGUGCCAAUAGUUCAUACUGCAUUUACUUGCUGCCUUAGUGUAUCUCAAACUGUUGGUGAGGCCUAACAUCGGAGUGCUUGGUACACAGCUGAUGGGACCUGUCAAAUCCCAUGGGUCUUUCCCACAUUGUACCUCAUGCCAUGCUCUCUUACAUGUCACAGUUUCUCUCUCAUCUAGCUGUUCAGGGACAUGCCUGUGAUCAUAGAAUCAUAAUGGUUAGGGUUGGAAAGGACCUUAAGAUCAUAUAGUUCCAACCCCCCUGAUGCUACAUUAUAGCAUCAUUCUAUGAUUCCAUAGCCUGAAUGUGCACCACAUAGCCCAGUUCCAUGACCUGGGGCCACAGCAUAUUCUCUCAGCUGCCAUACAACCCGUGGUACUAGCUGUGCUCUCCAUCGACAGACCACAGUCUCAUUCUGCGUGCUAGGAAAGAAGAUCUGAGCACAGCCCUGCUCUGACAGGGAGGAUGAAGCACUUUCAAGUUGUAUUUUUUAGCAGUGUUCUAUUUCCUCACUUUACCAAGCCAAGCCAGUACAUCUGACCUGCCUGUGUGCUCACACAUAGGUGGAAAGAAGGCUGCAGGCUGCUCUGUGGUCCUUAGAGCCAGCACUGUUUGAUAACCUGCUUUGUGGGCUCACAGGAAUUGCUGUGGCAUUCGGGUAGCACCAAGGGAGCCCUCUGACAGCAAAUCCUUCCUGGCUCUGCUGAAGUCAAUGGCAAUCUUCCCUUGGCCUCAGUGAGACUAAAAUGUCAUUGGACAAUUCCCUUUGAUCAACACAUUCCAACAGUUCUAGGUUUUCAUGUACAAAAGUGACUGAGUUAUUAGCCAAAAUAUCUAUGUUUUUUUGCUCUUCAAAAGGAAGAAUGUAAUCUACAGUACUCAGUAUAGAUCUAAUGUCAUUUACUUUCUUAAAGCAUAGAUAAAAAUGUGGAAUAUUUAUCUUUUAACUGGAUAGUCUUACUUGUUACCUUUGUUUGGUUUUGAAAUAACAAAAUAUUGUUGAGGUAUGAGAACAAACCACAUCUCACUGUUUCUAUAGCAGGAUGAUGUGCUAGGGUUGUUUUGUUUAGUAAGUAAAAAUUGCUGUAUCCAAUAACAUUUCUGUAUUGAAAUUUCAUUAAGGUUGUAUUUUAACUGCAAUUUUGAUGAAGUUUUGUCUGCCA